Molecule: messenger RNA, 1071 nt
Organism: Lonchura striata (white-rumped munia)
Lineage: Eukaryota; Metazoa; Chordata; Aves; Passeriformes; Estrildidae
Product: V-type proton ATPase subunit e 2
Biological process (GO): proton transmembrane transport
Cellular component (GO): proton-transporting V-type ATPase, V0 domain
Molecular function (GO): proton-transporting ATPase activity, rotational mechanism
Source: RefSeq, a predicted model, not a curated record
GCGGACGCGGGGCGGGGCGGCGCGGGGCGGCCAUGACGGCGCACAGCUUGGCGCUGCCGCUCGUCCUCUUCUCCGCCUUCUGGGGCCUCGUGGGCAUCGCCGCCCCCUGGUUCGUGCCCAAGGGGCCGAACCGCGGGGUGAUCAUCACGAUGCUGGUCACCACCGCCGUGUGCUGCUACCUCUUCUGGCUCAUCGCCAUCCUGGCCCAGGCCAACCCCCUGUUCGGGCCGCAGCUGAAGAACGAGACCAUCUGGUACGUGCGCUUCCUCUGGGAGUGAGCGGUCCCUGGGAGCCGGCACCUCAGCAGAGAGCCCAUCGAACCAUCACCCUGUUGUAGCUGUUCCAGCCCCUACCCUCCUGUACCAAACAGCCCCCAGAGGUGCUGGGAGAGAGGCUGGACCCGCUCCCCAAACACACCUGGAGCACUGCAGCCCGGAGCAAUGGAUGGCUGGGUCCCCAAGCAUGGCAGGCAAGAUCCCUGGAUGAGGGCCUACUAAUCCAGCCCUAGGAGCAGCCACACUGCCAGGGAGAGAUCCCUUCAGCUGGCCAGUGCUGCAGUGGCUGAGCACCAUCCUGUGAGGGAUCUGUGUGUGGUACGAGCGGGUCCUGUCCCAGCAGUGUUCUUCCUACCCUCUUGGUGUGUUCAGCCUUAGCCCCCAUGUGAAACCCCUCCUCAUAGCUUAAGCUGCCCAGCUAGCUGCCCUGUCCCUGAUCAUUGCAUCCACUGACUGCCAUCUGCAUGAGAACAUAAGAGCCAUCACAUCCUCUGUGGUCUGGCCAGUCCCCUGUGGUGGGAGAACCAGAGGGUUGAUCCUAGAGAAGCAUGCAAAGCCCCUUGGGUGUGACAAGGGAGGUGUUGGGGUCUGCUGGCAGGGAUGAAAAGAGGGCUGUCUCCCACCUGAGCAGUAAUGUUUAGGUAUCUCCACCGUAAGAUGGGUCCAGGUUCUGAGGUGAGCCAAGUAGGGCAUUGUGUUUCAUAUUUCCCCUUAUUUAUCAGAUAAUUUAUCUGUACUUAUUUAUUUGUCUGUGUCAUUUAGCUUGUGUUGUGGAAAUAAAUCAUUUUUCUAGUAA